Messenger RNA from Trichoderma harzianum CBS 226.95, 634 nucleotides. RefSeq lists its product as hypothetical. The coding region runs from base 1 to 483 and encodes 160 amino acids. The transcript has 3 exons. Gene Ontology annotation, cellular component: ribonuclease H2 complex. Lineage: Eukaryota; Fungi; Ascomycota; Sordariomycetes; Hypocreales; Hypocreaceae. Gene Ontology annotation, biological process: RNA catabolic process. The record is from RefSeq and is a predicted model, not a curated record.
AUGUCUCAGCCGUCAAUGCUUGAAAUCCGAAAGGAUGAAAUUACCCCAAGCGAGGGCGUUGUCAACUUGCUUCCUUGCCGCGUCCAGCACACAGGUCCUAUCGGGCCAUCUUCAGCUUAUUGGAAUCCCACUAUAGAUGAGAACGACAAUAAGACGGCAUAUCUUCGAGGGCGGAAGCUUCAGGGAAAAGUUGCAUCAUUACCUCCGAAUUAUCGAGGCUUUGUUCUUCAGCGAAAAGACGACGAACAAAAAGAUGCCGAGCAACCAGAUAUCAUCAUGAUAGGAGAGGACGGAGAUGAGGGCUCGGCUCCUAUACUGGGAACAAUGCACACCGUAACAGAAUUUGAUAAAAUGGUUGUCUGGUCGCAUGACGCAGUUACAGAUGCUUCAGCAGACCCCUACCUAAGAAACGUGGAAGAGUGGCUUCAAGUAUCGGAUAGUAUACAUUCUUAUGAUACCGCAGAUAAGGGAGAGUCGAAAUGAAGAACGAGAUGAGAUUUGGCAAGAGAUGGGCUGUUGAAUCAUGCCAAAAGAUUACUUCAUGAUACCCACGUUCUAGACAAUACAAGGCAUAUAAACUAGAAGCAUUCGAUUUCUCUUCUUCCAAUUCUUCUAAUAUUUGAUCGAUUGCUGG